Molecule: messenger RNA, 1572 nt
Organism: Fonsecaea nubica
Lineage: Eukaryota; Fungi; Ascomycota; Eurotiomycetes; Chaetothyriales; Herpotrichiellaceae
Exons: 3
Coding region: 1-1572 (523 amino acids)
Biological process (GO): cell differentiation; regulation of transcription by RNA polymerase II
Molecular function (GO): RNA polymerase II cis-regulatory region sequence-specific DNA binding; DNA-binding transcription factor activity, RNA polymerase II-specific
Source: RefSeq, a predicted model, not a curated record
AUGAGCCAGGAUGUACGCAAUAUGACCGAGCCAGCGUUUCAGCACGCUGCGUAUGGCAUUCAACUCCAUUCUGACAAUAUGUCUUCCUCUGUGGGCCCUCUAGCGGUGAAAGCAAAGAGGAGAAGAACGAGCCCUCAGGACUGUGCCGUCCUCGAAGCUGCAUACCAAAGAAACUCCAAACCAGACAAAGCCGAAAGAGCCCUGAUAGUCAGCCGGGUUGCCCUCGGGGAGAAAGAAGUUCAGAUUUGGUUUCAGAACCGUCGCCAGAAUGACCGUCGUCGCUCCAAACCAUUGCAGCCACAUGAACUCGUUGCCCAUCUUCGCAACAGUAACGCCAGCCCUAUUCCUCCUCAGAUGAGCUCGUCUCCUGUCCCCGAAGAUCUUACUGCCUCUUUAUCGCAUCCUCUGCCCGUGGAGCCCAUCAACCGACCUAACUCGAGAAGUUCAAGCAUCCAUGAUCUUCUCAACCCAACUCCAUCAGAGGAGGAUACAAGCAUCAAGCAUAGCUCGCAGGAAACGACCGAAGGAAGUACACCGCCAUCCAGUAUUGAAAAGGACGCGCUCACGGUCGGGACACCACCUCCAGGACAAGCUCAAAAGGAAGGGCCCGAGAAUUGUGACGGACAGUCGGAAGUUAGCAGUGAGGGUGGGAGCACUAGAAAACGUGACCACGAUGAAAUGACUGGUGCAAAACCUUCUAGUCCAUAUUUAGACGGGCAGGGGAAGAUCUUCGACACUGCUCUCCCAAAGGAACCCCUUGUGAGAGUGUCCAGUUUUGUACGGCUGGCAAUGACUGUGGAUGGGGCAGUCAAGAUUCGGACGAACAAUGAGCCCACGCCAUCACCAGAAAAGCCACGUACCGCGAUGCCGACCACACAUGGCAGGCCAAAGGCAGCCUUGGUUCGCAGCAAGAGUGCUGCGAAUGGAGUGGAAGUGUUCCUCGACAAUGCUCCUCACUCAGGACCCAAGAGUAUUGGAGCUGGAUUUGGUCGGUCCCGUGACGCCAGAACUUGGGAAUUCUAUUGCGACAGCAAGACGAAGGAUGCGCUCUCGACCCAGGCGGAAGCGGAAAGUGCGGGCUCUGCUGUCAGCGCCAUCAACCUCAUUCGAUCAAACAGUUUCAAGCCACGUCUGCAGGCUCUAAGCCUGUCGUUGUCCAAGACAAAUGCUCGUCGGGCAAGUGCGAACGAAGGAAGACCGAAGCUAAGUCGCGCCCAAUCCUCACUGGGACGUUUGCAAGGUCUGGCUGCGUCCAUUGACCCGUCCAGUGGGAAAUCGAAGGCUCAGCACGGCCAUAUCAGGUCACCGUCUGGAGACUCGGACAAAGAGAACUGGGCUCCUGGGACCAGAAUAUCGGAGCAUCCAUUGCGCAGAACCCAGACCAGCACAUGUCACCGGCCGGUACUGCAGGAAAAUGAAGAGAUGACAUUUCCGGAUCUGACCUCGUCACGCAAGCGGUCGGAGGAAAGACCUAGAGUCGCUGAAUCUCCGACAAAGGAGGGAGCCAAAGGCGAAGAACUCGACUGCAUUCACGGCCUGCUUUCGCUUAGCCAGGGAGCUUGGUCGAGAUGA